UUGUGUAUUUAAAUAUAGUUCAGCAUUACAAAGAAAAAAUCUGAGUUCCUGGCGCUAUGCGACCUCGUGACCUUUGUGUGAGCACUGAGAUAGUAACAUUUUGACUUAACUUGGCGAAGAAGUGAAAGAGAUGGAUUGUUCCUUCUGCCACACGCUGUUGCGCGAGCACCGCACUCAAGGUCUGAAUUCACAGUUGUCUUACAUCGCUUAUCGCUUGAACAGCAUGAAAUAGCGAUAAAUUAUAUCAAUAACCUCUGGUUUCGUAUCAAAUAUAUUCCGCCUUGCCCACCCACAAAACUAAUCAAAACCACACCGUCACAUUUAAAGGAAAUUUUCUCUGAUUAGAACACGACUGAAUGGCUUGUUUCUCGCAUAGGAACAAUUCGCGCGACAAGCCCUCAAAAUCAAGAUAGAAACCUUACAAUCGCAAGGACCACAGAAAACCGCGGCUUUUUUUUCUCGCUGUCUCUAACGCAAGGGACGCUCAGCUCAUAACCUGUAAUGGCCGAUUAGUAACAAAUGGUGGACGGUGGGAAGUUAUCUCGGUUUGGAGGCAAAAAGGAAGUGAAAAACCAAAUAGAGGACACUGUCACUGAACCCAUUUCUCCUUCACGAUCGUGCACGUGGUCGCAAGUGAUCGCGAGAAUUGUUAAAAAAAAACAAAUUAAUUAUUACUUUUAAUCAUUUACACUGGGUCUCGGAGUAUUUUUUCGCGUGAUCAUUGAGUGUGUGAAUUAGUUCUUUACCCUUGUUUAUUGUUUACUUGCGGGGGAAGGGAUUCAAAAGACCACACCUAGUGAAAAAGGUUAUUUCUAAGGAUCUUCUUGCCGUAUUAAAAGUCAGUCAAACAUCGUUUCCAGGGUGCCGAACCUAAAUUGCGUUAACUGCUCAUAAGUGACCUAACUAUGUCCUCCCGGGUAUCCUGUACGUUAUAAGACAGUUUCUCAAGAGUUCAUUAAGUAAGGCUAAGCCACUGAUUAGGCCACAUACUCAUUCCUUCACGGACUAAAGAAACAUUCUCACGGCUAAAACGUGUUUUUCUUGGGGCUGAACAUGUUUUCCUAGUCUGUAACUGUAAUUUAACUCCUCUUCAACGCGUGGGAAAAGAUUACAGCCUUCUUACACCUUUCCAGUCUCUUUUCGUGCAGCUGGGAAAAAUCAAAACACAGACCACAACUCCAUUUUGCGGUGAAAACCAGGAACACAAGGUUGUCUCCGAAAACUCUUUUGACUGCGAGUCGAUCUCAGUGCCGAGGAUUUGCAGUAUCGCACCAAGCUCGGGAGAUUUGUAAGACAGAACGUGAACCUGAUCAAGCCCUCAAUUCGUGUAAGUUAAAAAACAACAUUUUUAGUGUGAUAACUGAUCAUGGUUCCGCUUGUGAAGUUUUCACUCUUGUACGUGGUUUGUAUGAUGUGCGCUCUGACGCCGUGCGAAGCCCGAUCUAAGAGGGCACGGCCUGUGAUCCGCAAAUCCUUGUUAAUUGUCGACCAAGAGGGAAUCGAGGUGAUCAAGCACGCGUCCGAGUUGACCAAGAAUGCCAUAACGAAGUCGCUGAAACCAAUGUUUAUGGACGACCACCAUUUCAUCAAGCGAGUGGCAAUGGUUGAAAAUUCGCUAAACAGAACCUCUAAGGAAGGCGGCCUUUGGAACGUCGACGAAUGUGCUUUCAAAGCUACACUCAACAGACGAAAGGAAAACAAAAAGUUAGCAGCGCUACACAAGACGGUACGCCGUACGUUUGGUGUCACUUGGUCCAAGAUAAAAUACAACGAUUUAAGGCGACCCCUGUACUCUGUGUUGGCCGCUAGGAUUAUCCUGGAAAUGACUGAACGCUCCAUUCCCCGUGGUCUGAGAAACCAGGCAAAAUUUUGGUUAGAGACAUACCACGGCUGUGCAGAAAAACUCGGCAAACCACAAGCAUGGGAAGAGAUGAAAAACAAAUUUAUCAGAGCUGUGAAAAAUUCUUGUGACAGUGAGUUUUUAAAGUGUGAACACGAGUGCUAUAAGCCGAAUAAGGGUAGAGCUGAAUGCCGGUGUAGAGACGGAUACACGUUGCAAAGUGAUGGGCAAUCUUGUGCAGCCGGAGCAUCUCGAUCCCCCAGUGGUACCAAGGCCCCAUCUCCAGAGCUGGAAACUGACAAUGGGUGUGGGACUGGGCUCAAGUGUGAACACAAGUGUAUAUCAUAUGAUGGUGUCUCUCAGUGCGUGUGUCGUGAUGGCUAUCAGCUGCAUAUGAAUGGCUACAGUUGUGUUGACAUCGAUGAAUGCCGGUAUUCACCGUGUUCACAGUUGUGCAGAAACACUCCUGGCUCAUUUUACUGUUCUUGUAGAUCAGGAUUUAAGCUUCAGUCAGACAAGAGCACAUGUAAAGAAGAGAAGAUCAAAUGCUCGUCGAAUGAUAUUGCUUGUAUCGAGAGAUGUAAGCAGAUUGGCAAUUGCUCCUGUCCACCAGGAUUUGCCAUGGGCCCGGAUGGCCAGACUUGUGUUGAGGUGGAUGAAUGCACACUGUUCAAAGGCGUUUGCCAUCAGAAUUGUAUCAACACGCCUAGAGGCUACCGCUGCACAUGUUCCGUGGGAUACGAGUUAAACGAUAAUGGCAUUUCCUGUACAGAUAUUGACGAGUGCGCGCGAGGUAUUCAUGGCUGCCAUCAUAAUUGCCGUAAUGUUGCAGGAUCUUACUUUUGUUCAUGUCAAAGAGGAUUUCGACUCAGUAAUGACCUCAAGACGUGUGUGGAUAUAAAUGAGUGCGCGUUGUAUCCUGGGAUAUGCCCUUAUCCCUCUCGAUGCCGAAAUACUAUUGGAGGACACACAUGUGACUGUCCCAAGGGAUUUGUCAGUCACAGACAAAAGAUUUGUGUUGACGAAAAUGAAUGCGCAAAAUCAAAUGGCGGCUGCAACCAAGAAUGCCAGAACUACCCUGGAAGUUACCGCUGCUCCUGUAGAUAUGGCUUCAUGCUACAGCCAGACAGGAAAACGUGCAAAGAUAUCGACGAAUGUUCAAAAUAUUCCUCCCUUUGCCAGCAUCGCUGUGUGAACACGCCAGGGAGUUACAAAUGUGUCUGUCCACCUGGUCAGCGGCAACAUCCGAACGGGUUCAUGUGUAUGCCGAUAUAACGAGUCGUCCCGGUUAUGUUCGCGACUUAACAGACCAGUCAUUCUAACAAUGGCACAUUGGACAUAUUUUGCUUAUUUUGCUUAGUAAUCGAAAAUCCAACAGAUACUGGUACAAUAUAAGCUUCCAGGCAGAGUCGUCUUUAAAUUCUCCUCGAAACGAAUACAAAGUUAACGAAUUACGUUUCUUUGCUAGGAAUAAGCCAUGUUCGUAUUCUCGGUAUUGGACUGGAACUAACCUGCAAGUGAGGCUAAUGCGGGGAGUCUUUUCA
Messenger RNA from Orbicella faveolata, 3384 nucleotides. RefSeq lists its product as uncharacterized. Gene Ontology annotation, molecular function: calcium ion binding. NCBI's taxonomy places the organism in Eukaryota, Metazoa, Cnidaria, Anthozoa, Scleractinia, Merulinidae. The record is from RefSeq and is a predicted model, not a curated record.